AUGUGGCCGUGGUUGACGAAGAUUGCGUCCGCGUGCUUGGGCCCGGUCCGGAGGUGCGCGCGUACGAGGAAGGAUGAGGACGGCGGCGGCAGCGAUAACGGCCGCGGCGUCGCCGACGACCUGCUGUGGUCGCGGGACCUCGGGCGCCACGCGGCGGGUGAGUUCUCGUUUGCCGUCGUGCAGGCCAACGAGGCGUUGGAGGACCACAGCCAAGUAGAGACAGGCUCUGCCGCAACAUUCGUGGGCGUCUACGACGGUCACGGCGGCGCUGAGGCCUCCCGCUUCAUAUCUGACCACCUCUUCGCACACCUCAUCCGACUUGCUCAGGAAAAUGGAACAAUAUCUGAGGAUGUAGUUCGGAGUGCGGUUUCUGCUACUGAGGAAGGCUUCUUGACACUUGUGCGGAGAACAUGUUUUAUAAAGCCUUUGAUUGCUGCGGUUGGAUCCUGCUGUCUAGUUGGUGUCAUAUGGAGAGGGACACUGUAUGUGGCUAAUCUAGGUGAUUCCAGGGCUGUAAUUGGCUGUCUAGGUACAUCAAACAAGAUCGUGGCUGAACCACUCACAAGAGAUCAUAAUGCAAGUAUGGAGGAGGUCAGGCAGGAACUUAUAUCCCGUCAUCCAGAUGAUUCUCAAAUUGUUGUUCUCAAGCAUGGUGUUUGGCGCAUCAAGGGCAUAAUUCAGGUUUCAAGGACAAUUGGGGAUGCUUACUUGAAGAGGCGAGAAUUUGCUCUUGAUCCCUCUAUUACUCGUUUCCGCCUUUCGGAGCCUCUCCGCCGGCCUGUUCUUACAGCAGAGCCAUCUAUCUGUACAAGGGUGCUUAAUCCACAAGAUAAAUUUAUUAUUUUUGCAUCUGAUGGUCUUUGGGAGCAGUUGACAAAUCAACAGGCCGUUGAAAUUGCCCACAGCAAUCCACGAAGAGGAAUCGCAAAGAGACUGGUAAGGGCAGCAUUGAAACAAGCUGCGCAGAAGAGGGAAAUGAGGUAUGAUGACCUCAGGAAAGUUGAAAAGGGAGUUCGCCGCUUCUUCCACGAUGACAUUACAGUAGUUGUUGUUUACAUAGAACAUGGAUUACUGCAAGAGAGGGAUACUUCUGUGCCAGAACUUUCAGUCCGUGGUUUUGUUGAUUCAGUUGGCCCCUCAAGUUUCUCAGGGAUAACCGCCAUAUCAUCUCACAACUAA
Messenger RNA from Miscanthus lutarioriparius, 1179 nucleotides. The record is from the annotation of a GenBank genome assembly. NCBI's taxonomy places the organism in Eukaryota, Viridiplantae, Streptophyta, Magnoliopsida, Poales, Poaceae.